ACCUCCUAAAAGCUGAUUCUCAUUACCUGGUGGGCGAACUACUAAAAAGAAAAAAAAAAAAAAAGAAGAGGAAGAAGUGUAAACAGCUUCAGCAGACAUGACGUUGCCCUCAACUUCAAACCAGGAGCUGCUAGGCUUGGCUUGCAAGCAAGAGCAGGAACCUUGCCGUUUACUUGCUUAGCCAUUUGCCAGACCACACAGUGCUUAGUUACGAGCUAUAAACAAAGCAGUAGAAAGAGAGAAAGGAAGAGAGAGAGAAGAGGAGAAGACAGAAGGAAAGAAAGAAAGAGAAAGAGAAGGAAAACUAUAAACAGAAGUCCAAGCAAGUCCUGAAUAUAUUUAACAUGACAUUUACAACUAUGGCGAUCUAAACAAUCAAUAUUGGGCAAAAAUACAGAAGAUUUCAGACUGUCCUGGAUGUAGCAUCUGUCCAACUUAUACAGGCAUAAAAAUAUUAACCUCUAUAUCCUGGCCAAACUCCAAGCAAGCAUGAGCAGUUCCUGUGUGACACUGACUGAGCUCCUGUGGGCAAAAGGAAGCCCUUUAGAGGAAGAAGAAAUAUGGGCACUCUUGUACCUGGCCACAGUGCAGCUUCUGGAGGACCUUCACAAAGAUGCUGCCAUCUGUGUGAUUUGUCCAAGGUCAGUCCUACUGUCUCCUGAAGGAAAUUUGUCCUUCCAAAACAAUGCAUCUCAGACAGAAGCUAUCCCUUUCACUGCACCAGAAUUGCUCCACAGACAAAGUAAAAACCAGCGCAUCGGACUAACAAAGAUGCUAGUGUAUUCCUUAGGAAUGACCCUCUACUGGUCAGCAGACUACCAGGUUCCUCCAAACCAGUCCCUCCAGCUGAGUGACCAACUACACACUCUCUUGCUGACACUGUGUGAAGAUCUGCCACAUAAAAGACUUUCUCCUGAAUCAAUUCUGGAUGCAUGUGAGGCACACCAGAAGGAGUCUGCUUCCUUACCAGCAAAAGUCUACAUAAAGAAAAUGGUCCAGUUUGCUGUGGGAAAUGUCAGUGAGGUAGAGCGGGUAGUCACCAAAGACAGCACAGCCUCUCAGCUUUACAGAAGUCACGCGAUAAGGAAAAGGCUGCAUGAGAAAGUAUUAGACACCUCACCACUGUCUUCCCAGAUGAAUUUUCACCAAGAAAAAGGGUCCAGAUUAAUGAAUUAUAGUCGAUCAACAGAAGAUUACAGGCAAUUAUCUGUGGACUACAGUGACUCUAAUAGUAUUUCUGAAAGUACAUCUUUGAUACUGUCUAACCAAGGACACAGGAGAGAUAGAGUUCCACAGACACGCAGUUCAUGGGAUCCCAGCCUUAGUGGGUCAAGGACACAAAGUAGCUACAAGCUCUUCAUAAACAGGUCAGUCAGUGCUGUAGAAGAAAUCCCUGGUGGAACUCAGGAGAACAGCAGACAGAACCUGUUAAGUUUAGGCUCCACCUUUUCUGUGUCUACAAAGGACUACACAGCAGCUGCUGCAUCACAGAAAUGUUUGUUCCACAGGAAGGAAAAGUUUUCAGGUCCAGAAUUUAUUAUUUUGUCUAGUGAACCACCAGUGACCUUACAGCUGCCUGGAUCAAUUGUGACUAAAAAAGGGAAAUCCUAUUUGUCCCAGAGGGAUCUCAACGUGAUUCUACUCAAUGGGCAGUGCCUUGAGGUGAAAUGUGACAUUAAGUCCAAGGCAAGAGAUGUUUUCAACACCGUGGUGGCAUAUGCAAACUUGGUGGAACAUUUCUACUUUGGCUUGGCUUACCUGAAAGGUAAAGAAUUCUUCUUUUUGGAUGAGGAGACCAAACUCUACAAAGUGGCCCCUGAUGGAUGGAAUGACCAACCCAAGAAGAAAACCUCCAUCAUUAAUUUCACACUCUUUCUAAGGAUUAAAUUCUUUGUCAACCACUUUAAUGUUAUCCAGCAUGGCUUGACAAGGCAUCAGUUUUACCUGCAGCUUCGUAAAGAUAUUUUGGAGGAGCGAUUAUAUUGCAAUGAUGAGACUGCCCUGAAACUCGGCGCUUUGGCUUUACAGGCAGAGCUUGGCAAUUAUGCUUCUGAGAUGCAUGGAAAGAGUUAUUUUCGUGUGGAAGACUACGUUUCAGCAAGCCGAAUAGAGAAAAUGACCCUGGCAUAUGUACAGCAAGAGCUUGCUAAAUUACAUCGUAUGAAUCAUUCCCUACUUGAGGAUGAAGCUGAACUAGAAUUUUUAAAGGUCACUCAGCAGCUUCCUGAAUAUGGAGUGUUAUUCUAUCAUGUGUCCCAAGAGAAGAAAGGAGUAGGAGGGGACAUCAUCCUGGGAAUAUGUGCCAAAGGCAUCAUUGUGUAUGAAGUCAAAAAUCAUACAAGAAUUGCCAGUUUACGAUUCCAGUGGCGUGAAACAGAGAGAAUUUCAGCUCAUCGAAAAAAAUUCAUGAUUGAAAGCAGCUUCAGUGGCAAGAAACACACCUUUGUUACCGAUACAGCAAAGACAUGUAAAUAUCUACUGGAUCUCUGCUCUGCCCAGCACAAAUUCAAUGCACAAAUCAAUUCUAGGCAACUUCAGCAAACUUCAACAGAGGAAAGUAAAUUUGUAGAAAUAGACAAAGCAAAUUCUGCAUAUGCAGCUCAGCGUGAACACCUCGCCCUGAUUCAGAGACUGUCUCGUUCAGAGAAUGUGCUCUAUGGAGCAAACCUGGAAAAUGUUUCUGUUGGGAUGAUGAGCAAAUCUUGUGAUAACCUCAAUGUGGAAACCAACAACAGGACUAGAGACAAAAGCAAUCUUGACAGAUAUACCUCGGGGCUACCUCAGUCAGAAAUGCACAUCAAUUUGAAUGGAAAGCAAAGGAGUUAUGACUACCUCUCUAUACAUUCAACUCAGAACACAAUCAGUGCACCCGGAUCACCAGCCAUCCAAAAAGAAGCUUUCCUAAGUGGUGUAGAAAGAGAAAUCAUUUGUGUCAGACUAAAACGUGACCCUAAGAAUGGAUUUGGUUUUGUAAUUAUUGGUGGAGAAAAUGUAGGAAAAUUAGACCUCGGAAUCUUUAUCGCUUCAAUUAUUCCUGGGGGACCUGCAGACAGAGCUGGAAAUAUCAAAUCAGGAGGACGACUCAUCUCUGUGAAUAAUAUUAGUCUCGAGGGCAUUUCAUUUAAUACUGCAGUUAAAAUCAUACAGAAUUCUCCCGAUGAAGUGGACCUCAUCAUCUCUCAAACCAAAGACAUAUAUGAAGAAGGGUUACAUGAAGAAAAGAAUCUAUCAAGAGGAAACAGCACUAGUGGAUCUGAGAUCUCUUGUGUAGACAGUGGGAGAAAAAAGAUUCAGGAUCAUCAUACAGCUCUCCCCAAAGAAGAGGACGUAAAUAUAGAUGAACUUGAAAAGGCACCAAAAUGGGGCCCUACGAUUACAGUUCCUUCAGCUGAUAGUCUGGAUGUGGGGGAAGCUGAUUCUUCACACUUACCAUCUCCAUCUGAAACCAACUCAAAAGAAAUCUAUACUGUGGAGCUUGUUAAAGAAGAUGGGACUUUUGGAAUCAGUGUGACUGGUGGAAUAAACACUAGUGUGCGUCACGGUGGGAUAUAUGUGAAGUCAAUUAUCCCCAGGGGACCAGCAGAUAAGGAUGGACAAAUAAAGAUAGGUGAUCAUCUGCUAGAAGUAGAUGGCAUCAGCCUCUGCGGCAUCACCCACAAACAGGCUGUGGAACACCUUAAGAAAUCUGGCCAGAUUGCCAAGCUGGUUCUAGAAAGGGGAAACUACCGAUUGCCAGAGCCAUGCCUGGCUGCUAAUGGCAGAAAGGAGAAUCAAUGUGCAGUUGUUUCUGUGGCAACAUCCUUCACAGAUGGUACCAAGGACUACUGCUUUUUGACAGAUGAUAAUACAUUUGAAGUCAAAUUGACAAAGAAUUCUGGAGGCCUCGGCUUUAGUGUUCUGCAAAUGGAAGGAGAUGCUUGCAAACACCUUGAAGGAGCUAUUUUCAGGAUCAAAAGACUGUUUCCAGGGCAGCCAGCUGAAGAGAAUGGCAAAAUUGAAGUCGGAGAUAUCAUUUUAGCUGUGAAUGGGAAACCUAUUCAAGGACUCUUGUAUCAGGAUGUCCUCCACUUGUUGAGAGGAGCUCCUCUAGAAGUCACACUACUACUUUGCAGACCACCAAAAGGUGUUCUUCCAGAAAUAGAGCAGAGUGCCCUGACUCCAGCACCAUCUCCAAUUAAGGAAUUUGUGACAGAAACACCAGGCAGAACAGAGGUAGGAAAUAGUAUGGAUCAGUCUACCACUGAUGGACGCAACACCUCUCCAGACCUCAAAGACUGCCUGGAUUCUCCAGUGGCAGCAGAUUUCAGUGAGCCUCCUGAAGAGAACACCUCAAUUUAUGAAGAACAGGAAGCUGAGUUUCAAGAAAAGACCAUACAGAAAGUUACGACUCCCAGUGAAAGUUGCUAUAAACAUCUUUGGAAGUUUCAUCGAGAAGCUGCUAGUUCUGAAGUCUUGCACUCCUUAGAGGAAGAAAUGAAGCAGAACUGCUACUCACCAUGUGAAUUUGAAUGGGCCAAAAGCUGCAUAUUUAAUAAGAGUGAUGAUGACCUAUCAAACACAAAAUGUAUGCCUGAAACUCUCUCUCUAACACCUACUGAUGAAGAGUAUCUCACUGUCAGCUCGACCUCUGUGAUCCCACUUUCACGAGGAGGAAGCUCCGAGACACUCUCCACAACAAUGGUGACCCCACAACCACGUGUCUAUGGUCCCUUCUCAUCAUCCCUGCCUGCUAGAGAGAUACAUGGCAGUGACAAUGAAUGGGAAGACUUGGAGGAACUAGAGGAAGACAAGGAAGAAAAGGAAGAUUGCACUAGGGAAAUGGAGAUCUUUGUGACUUUGACAAAGUCAGAGAACAAUGGUUAUGGAUUCUCUGUAGUUCUUAACAAAGUGGACACCUGCUUGUAUGUUGAUGAAAUCUUGAAUGAGCCUGCCCUGUCUGAUGGAAGAUUAAGAAAGGGAGACAAAAUCAUUAUGGUGAAUGGGAUUAACGUCACAUCUCUACCAUGCAAUGAAGCCCUGACUUUACUGCAGAGUUCUCCUCCUGAUCUGCACCUUGUGGUUUGUCGUGCUGACAGUGGUCCAUGUCCCUCUAUCAGGCCAGAUGAGAUUCCUGAGAUUACUCUCACAAAAGGUGCCAAUGGACAGCUAGGGUUGAAGCUGACAGGAGGAGCUGGAAGCAAGUUACAAGAGAAACACUUGGAGGAUACAAGCUGUGGUGCUCAGCAAAACAGUCCUGAUUCUCCAGAAUGUAAGGACUUCAUUAUUAAGAUUGAGCUGGAAAAAGCAGAACAUGGAAGCCUGGGAUUUGCACUGGUAGGUGGAAGAAAUGGCAGCGCUAUCCUAAUAAAAGCCAUCAGCCCAGACAGCACUGCAGAUCUAGAUGGGAGGCUUCAAGUUGGGGACAUCCUACUUAAGGUGAAUGAGACUUUCGUGUCUGGUCUGCCACGCCAAACAGUUGUAGAUUUGCUACGCAAGGCUCGAGGCUCUGUUCAACUCACUGUCUGUCGAAGAAUGUCUUUGCAUUGGGAUUAUUCAGGCAAUCAGAGCAACAUGGUAUCUUCCCCCACAAACACAAAAGCAGAGCUUGAUAGUGCUGAAGGAAGUCUACAAGCUCAGCCCAUUUUCACUUUCAAGGAAGAAGAAGAAUCCAACCAGAUGUGCACCAAGGAUCCAGAAAGUACACACAGUUCACCUCUGCAAGGUUGGCUGUCUGGACAGGACUAUAAGGAUAUCAUCAGUAACAUUUCAGACAGGUCAUGGAAAUAUGCAGAAUGUGAAGGCAGCAGAAGAGAGAGUCAGCAGUCUGAGUCAGACAGCUGGAACAAUGAAGAUGAUGAUAUGCCUCACAAGAUUUCCGUUCUACCUAGAAGCAGAACCUUUGCUUCUGGAGAUGAACUGACUCAGUUAAUAAACUUUAGACCAUCACUGAUUGGAGUAGGUCCAAGGACUGGCAUCACAGAUCUUAUUCAAGGCCUUCAGUUGCGGAUUGAGAAUCAAGAGGUGCUAAAGGAGUUUCUGGCUUUAGAACAUGUAAAACCACUAAAUGACUGCAGAACUGGCAAAGCACCAGAAAACCAGGAUAAAAACAGAUACCAAGAUAUUCUUCCAUAUGAUAGGACACGAGUUCCUCUGGGAGAAAAGAAUGGUUACAUUAAUGCAAAUUAUAUUAGAAUGAAAGUUGGAGAAGAAGAACAUUUCUAUAUCAUAACACAAGGGCCUCUGCCAUCCACUAUUUCUGAUUUCUGGCAAAUGGUCUGGGAGAGUGAAUCAGAUGUGAUUGCCAUGAUGACAAAAGAAGUGGAGCUAGGGCAAGUCAAAUGUCAUAAAUACUGGCCUGAAUCUCCCCAUGACCCCACAGACCUGGCUAAGUUCCAUCUCAGGCUAGACAAUUACCAGAUUCUGGAAUACUUCAUAAUUAGAACAAUAGAAAUGAUCAACAAGCAGACAGAAGAGAAGCGCAUUAUAAAUCAUUUGCAGUUUACCACUUGGCCAGAUGACAAUAUUCCCAAACUGGCUGAACAGCUUGUAAAAUUUAUUUGUUACAUGAGAAAAGCUCACAGUGCAGGACCUAUUGUUGCUCACUGCAGCACUGGCAUUGGAAGAAGUGGAGUUUUGCUCUGUGUUGAAGUUCUGCUCAGCUAUAUAGAAAAAGAUUUAUGUUUCAACAUCAAGCAGAUAGUGAGAGAUUUGAGAGAUCAGCAUUUUGGCAUGAUCCAAACUAAGGAUGAGUAUUUAUUCUGUUAUGAAGUUGUGCUGGAAGUCCUUCAGAAUCUUCAAGCAAUGGAUUCCUACUGACUGCAAUAUGAGUCUUCCCUGUUGCUACCCCCUUGGACUUUGGGGACCACUCAGCAAUUCCUUUAAAGAGAUGUCAAGCCAGCAUGGACAAGUGUUAUAGUACAUGCUUUGUUAGAUUACUCUGAUUUCUAAGGCAAUCCAAAACCUUGCUUAUCAUGUCCUGGGUAAGUCAUCUGUAUCUUGGUUCACAGUUUGGAGAAACAGCCAGUCAGCACUGCUGCACUGCUGUUAAAUUGCUGUGGACAAUUUAAGUAUUCUGUGUAAUAACAUAUUAAUUGUUAGGAAAAUAUUUUGGGACUGUGACAAGGAGAUAGCAUCCUUUGAAAUCAGCUUUACUUUCCAGAGGGCAAGUAUAAAGAUCUAAGAUUCUGCUGGUGUUGAUGGAAGAUUAGUUUUUCCUUACACACUGUUGCACACUAUUGGCUUCUGGACUGCAAAUCAGUAUUUCCUACAGUAGUUAUGCUUUUGUGUGGAAGGAUUCAAUUUGUUUACCUUUAGUUGCUUGAACAAUAUAGAACCAUUUCCAGUCAUCACUCCAGCCCAGGAAUUUAUAUCACCAGAACAACUUAAAUGAAGAAAGUGACACAAAACCAGUACACCUUUAAACCCUAGCUGGUUCUAUUCAAACCAGGAAAAGCAUUCUAAUAAUUAGGUGGAAUAUUAUUCUUUUCCAGCAAUACGAACAGCUGUAGAUAGCAUCAGUAUUCUUUCAUUCUGCAUCCAUGUAAAAAGGAAUGCAAUACUAAGCCAGAUGAAAUGACUCUGUGUUUGUUGUGGCACACAUAUACAUUUCAUCUUCCCCUGAUGUUUUCCAUUGAUUAACUAUCUUGUAAUUCUUAUCUAGGAUUUGAACCAAUCUAUGGGAAGUCCCGCUGGUUCCAGUAGCGGCUGAACCAGAUCUUUACAUUUGAGUAAAUAACCCUGUACAGUUUAUUUCUCUUGUAAAAAGUGUUUCUGUUAGCACGAGUUUGAGUGGAUUUGAGCAGAAAUCUGUUGUUCAAGUUUAUAAGAUUGUACUUGUUUCUACAGUACUACUUCUAAGUCCUUUAUCUAGAAGGAUAUAUAUAUGGAAGUGAAGUUAUUAGAUGUGCAUUGGAAGAGUAACUUUUAAACAUACAAAAUUAUAACAGCAUUUAUUUAAUUGAAUUGUACAUAUUUUUAAAACUUCUCUGAUUUCAGGAAAGGAGAAAAUAUUAAGAGGCAUUUGAAUAUUAAACCCCAGUAGAAAAAAGACAAUAAAAUAGUUGUUUAUUUUCAUUACGAAUGAGGGGUUUAUGGUUCAGGAAGAAUGAAGGAUUAAAUACAAAUUAAAAGCAUGACUUUUAGAAAAAGUCACUGUAAUACAAUUAUAAUUAAGGCCAAGAGCCAUUUUUUCUUUUUGCCCUCAGAUAGUCCACUGGAAGUCAGGAAAAAAAUAGAAAUGAAAUUUAUGAUGUGAGCCAGAUGCUAAUUUCAAACAUAUUGGUAAAGAUCCAGAGUAACGCUAAAUUAGUGGAGUAACCCUGCACUUAGAUUGGUAUAAAUAUAAAUAGAAUUAAGUGUUUUGUCCUAAAUUCAUUGAAUUUGAGCCUUCCCAGAAGCAUUACGCUCCAUGCAUUCUGCAUUUACUAUCUUUAUUUUGAAUAUAAAGAACUAUUUGCAGUUUUGUCAAAUGUCAUCAGCCAAAUUUUUGUCCAUAACUUUGUUAUCUUCAUUUGGUAUUUGGCCUUUCACUUUGAUUUUGAUUACUGCACAUGUACUAUUAUGCAAUGAAUGCACUACACUGCACAUCAAUGCACAAUUCACUUGUUGUACCACAAAAACUUUAAAAAGCUUCUCAGUGAAAAUAUUCCUGUACUUUACGCAAAGGUGUUUUUUCUGUGGUUUAGAACAAGUAUUCUGGAUUUAGAAGGCAAUCUUCAUGGCAUUAUCUGUUCUUCCUCAUUUGUGCAUUAUUGCAGAUGUUCAACAGAAGUUUUUCCUGGUUUACAGGGUUAUUAAAAAGAUUUCUGAAAACA
Molecule: messenger RNA, 8792 nt
Organism: Tyto alba (common barn owl)
Lineage: Eukaryota; Metazoa; Chordata; Aves; Strigiformes; Tytonidae
Gene: FRMPD2
Product: FERM and PDZ domain containing 2
Exons: 46
Coding region: 490-6795 (2101 amino acids)
Biological process (GO): protein dephosphorylation
Cellular component (GO): cytoskeleton
Molecular function (GO): protein binding; protein tyrosine phosphatase activity
Source: RefSeq, a predicted model, not a curated record